ACUCGACAGGCCACUGUGUCCGCUUGCGUGCUCUGCUCCUGCCCUAGCACUACCGCUCUUUCAGUCAGUCUUUGCAUCAUUUGAGGUCACUGGUGCAAAGGCCAGGACAGAUUCAGCCCAUGGUGUAGCAGUUUGCCACGACUCCAUUGCCUUGGUGUAGAUGCUGUUCAAGCCAACAGCAACCUGCCAGAUCCACUCUGGGUCACUGGUAAAGCUAGAUAACGGACGCAGUCCAAAGGACUAAAGGCUAAGCGAGCAAGGCUGUCAAAGACACUGUGCGGGGUCGGACAUUUUGGGCGUACGACAUGCCGGAAGGAACUGCAGACGAGAAUGAGCUGGAGGUCCACUUGCAACACAGCACUCCAGGAGUUCGUGGUGAUGCUGAAGAUGUGACGACGGUAGUGGAGCGAAGUCGAGUCCAUGCGCACUUCGAGGGUCGGAAUGGUACCGACUUUGGAAAGAUAUCAUCCUACAUUACCAGUACUCCUAAGAAGGACAUGCAGUUGACAAUCCGCCAGGCUCAGGUGCCGUGUGUUGCCCGUCUGAAAGGCAGUCUUGAGAUGGCGAGCACCAGCGCUCUCGACCUUGAGACGUACUUCAGUUCUCACGCAGUCGGCACUGUGAACAUCCACGAACGUGCGUCCGGUGCUUUGGACGUGGAGUUUUCAACAUGGCAGUAUGCGUAUGAUGUUGUAUCUCGCCAACAUUGUAUUGGUGGCCAUUCUCUGGAGUUUUCCCUGGUCAUAGCCGGAGUGGAUUAUCCUGCCGAAGGGGACGAUGCUGAUAGUUUUGCGUACUUGCCUUCAGCUCAUAGCAGUCAGCAACUUGUGAUAGCCAUGGACAAAGAAUAUCUGGUGCUUCUGGAAAAGUGUGAAUCAGUACGUGGAUUGCUUAAGUCUGUACUAGAGGAUGCGUAUGCCAUCUUUGAUUGCGUUGACCCAGCAUCACUACAGCUGCGGAUCCUGGCUACACCAGGUGGGAAGGAUAUCCUCGGCUGGAGGGGGCUCGUCACAACUAACAUCCACCGCUUCCUGGAGCAGUUGGACGCUGUAUGCUUGGAUUUGCCAGUACAGGUGUAUCAGGACGUUGUGAGUAGUAACCUCCUCAAUGGUACUCUGGCAGAAUUCUCAACUGACACAAUCUAUUUUUAUGAUGAGGAGCAGCUUUUGCUGACUAUUGUCGGAGUGAAACAUUCUGCCGGCAAGGCAUACCUUGCAAUUCGUCAAAUGAUCAGCACGUUCACAGGGAUGCCACAAGAUCAAGCUGAGAUAUCUCUGAAGAUCUCACCCCAGGUGUACUGCUUCUUUCAGAAUGUGUGCAUUGCGCAGAUAUUAAUGGAGGACUUCCCCUCCGUUACAGUGCGACUACUAAACACAGAAGAGUUGAAGGAAUCCGUCCUCCUGGCUGGUACUCCCAGUGAAAUAGCACUGGCAUCCAAUGCUGUGUCCAUGCUUUCAGGGAAGAUACUGCGAACUCCCUUAGCCUUAGAUCACUUGGGCAUAUCCACACUCCUCGUAUCCACACUGGGGCAAGGUGUCCUUGAUGAAGUUGUACAACGAGAGGGAUUUGAGUUGGACCAUUGUCUCUACGUUGAUCCCUGUGAGGAAAACCAACCCACUGCACAAGUUAGCUUGUUAGGGUGGAAUGAUGCUACAGAUGAGCUUGUCCAGCUCAAGUCCCAGCUGGAGUGUUUGUACAGUGCCAUGUGUCUCUCGUUGGAGCCGUGUCAAAUGGAAGCAACCUACUCAGAGGAAUGGAAGCAGGUUAUUGCUGGCAUGUCCGACAACUCACUCGUUCGCAUUGAGACUGGCCCAGCAACGGACUGUCAAAUCACUUUGUAUGGCCUAACAGAACAUUUUGCAGAUGUCCAGAGGCAGAUUGCAGCCUUUAUGGCAAAGCAUGCCAUCCAUUCAGUAACCAUGCCAGUUUCUCCGGUUGAUGCACGAUUCAUCUCCAAAUUCUUGCAGGCCAGAGUUCAACUGAUCAAGGUGCAGUAUCAUCUCUCGCACGUGAACAUAACUGAUACGUGUAUUGAACUCAGUGGCGCCUCCUUCAAACUUGAUAUUGUGCGAGGUGUGUUCCGUGACCUGCUUAGUUCCAUCCAGUCGCAGGAAGUUCCACUCACCCACCCGGGCCUGCAGCAAUUCUUCGGCAACGAUCACAUCAUUAACCAGCUAGCACUGAUAGAAGAUAAGCACAGCGUACUGGUCUACCUUUUGGACAAGGUACCACGCGCAGUGGUCCUCAAUACAGUUGAUGCUGCGGCCAAUUCUGCUGCUGCUGCUGCUGCUACUGAUGAUGACGAUGAUGCCGAUAAAAGAUGUGUCAAUCCUUAUGAAGCUCUGUCAUGUACUCCGACUCAGCCCUACGAGGAGCUCUCUAUCCAGUGGCGUGAGGAUGAACCGGUGUCUGUGUCUGCUGAAGUACUGCAGGCCUGGAAUGACCAAAAUGAACUUGACUCACUCGCCUGCCCUCAAUCUCCAGUAGCCGAAUCCUCCAUCACUGGCGACCUCAUAACCACCAAUCAUGUGGUGUGCACUGUACCUGGAAACUCAAGUUUACGAAUAUGGCUAAGGCAAGGUGAUAUCAUGGAAGAUCACGCGAAUGCCGUUGUUGUGCCUACUGACGAGUGCCUUACCUUGGCGCUCGCUGAGAAUGCCUCGGAUAGAUUGACCCAGCUGUCGAGCAUAAUCCUGGCGGAGUGUAGCAAGCUCUCCAUCACUGGCCCUCUCCCAGCCAGCACAGUACUGAGAAUUGGUGGGAAUGACUUGGCAGACUACCUCCUGCUUGCGGUGUGCAGUCGGCACCCGCAGACUGAUCCGCAGACUUUGCAAGCUACCAUACUGAACUCCCUUCAGGAAGCUGACAAACUAGGCGCCCGUACGAUUACCUUACCCACCCUGGUUGCCAGCGCUGUCCACACGUCAACGGAUGUCUAUGCACGUGCAUUGACCCGUGCACUGAUGGUCUUCGCCCCGAUGGCGCGCUUUGUCAGAAGAGUGCAGCUGAUUGCCGCUGAUAAGUUUGAAUUCAGGGACAUCGCCAGCGAGCUACCCACAUCGCUCAACGCUAUCUGUGGACAUGGUACUGCAGCCAUUGAAGCCCUUGAUUCGGCUCGCCACGAGGACUUAAUGAGAGUAUUGGUUUACGGCGAACGAAACACAUCACGCACAGCUGCUGUGGCUAAGAUUGAGUCUUUGGUGAAUGAGAACUGCUCAUGCCAGUAUGUGAGCUUUUCAGUGGACUGCUCUGGAAUAAGUCAUGAGAGAGUACAAAUUGUCGAAUGUGUGGGAAGGGAACAUAAUGUGUAUGUACGCUAUCGUCACAAUGAGUUCACCAUCUGUGGGGAGCAUCGCCAGGCUGCACAUGUCUACCAUUGCCUGACUGAAGAAUUCAGGUCUGAAAUUGCCCGUACGUGGUGGUGGCAGCUGCAUGCAGGGGAAUCCCCUAUGCCCGUACGAUGGUCCUACAAGAAGCCGGAUACGAACAGUUAUGAGUACAUGUUCGAAGCAAGUGUCAAUGUGGAGAUUGAAGAGGCGUAUCAACACCAUUUGGCAAGAUUUAACGAAUUUCACCAGUCGGGAAGUUUCCCUCGGCUGGAAGUUGACUUCAAGACAACGGAUAGAUGUCAACAAUUUCACCAAGUGGGACGUUUCCAUGAGCUACAGGUUGACUUUCAUAAGAUGACGUUACGGAUGCCUUAUCGUAGUGAGAACGCAGACUACCUGCUCUCCAGAAUGGACUUCUCAACUAAAGCUCCCUCCCACUGGGAUGUCACAGUGUCACAAGGCCUGCUGUUGAAUCUGAAUAAAUGGAGCAAUGAGUAUGUGGACGCGGCAGGCAUUUUCCUCACGAGUGCCUACCACAACCAUUCAUUGCAAAGGCAAGCACUGACAAAGCUCCCUGCUGGCACACCAUUGCAGCAAGUCUUCCCAGGCGGACUUGGUAGGAAUGGCCGCCAACUCGCCGUUUCUUGCAUCCAACGUGUUCAAAACGAAGCACUCUAUCGGCAGUAUCAAGCAAAGAAGGAGUCGAUGGAACGCAAUCCGUCGAGCAAUCGCAAAAGCAAUGAGCAGCACCUGUUUCAUGGCACUACUAGUGAAAGUGUGCAAAGCAUCUGUGCACAAGGCUUCAACCGUAGCUUCGCUGGAAAACAUGGGACUGCGUACGGCAAAGGUGUGUACUUCACUAGGUAUCCCUCAUAUGCAGCUGGGUAUUCGUUUGAUGGACAGCACAAGAUGAUUCUAGCUCGCGUCUUGGUGGGUGAUUAUCACAACGGUUCCGGUGGCUUGAUUGCACCAAAUGUGCGCAACGGCAACACACUAGAGCUGAUGGAUUCGACAGUUGACAACGAGGUUAACCCAUCAAUCUUUGUCACAUACCAUGAUGCACAGAUGUAUCCCGAGUUUGUCAUAACAUUUCAGUGAUGCUCUACCACCAGUGCGUCACAUGGCGUCUGCUGUCUGCCAACUUGGUGUAGAAGCGCAGAAUUGUUCCACAGUGGCGAAUAAUCUUGCCAGCUCCAGCAGCAGCGCGCGCCUGGGCAGUCCGAACCAAUACCCAGUGUCGAGCCUCUGUUCUCAAACUGCCUUUGAUUAACGCCAACUCCCAUUGUGCACAACCGGUAUCUGUUCACCACAAUCCCCGGUCUCCUCUCCUGGUGUGGACCACCGGCACCGAGACUAACCCGUCAAGCUGGACAUUCCGUGCCUGUACCCCACACGGCAAGUGUAACACUAAGCCAAGUAUGUGGCUGUUGGCCAGCAUGCAAUGCACACACACACACACACACACACACACACACACACACACACACACACACACACACACACACACACACGCGCACACACGCACACUGACACGGUGUAUCUAACUAAACUGCAAUGCACAUGCUUCUCUAUAGUGCUGCCUCCACUGCUGUACAUAAUAUGAAUCAUGAUAAUCAUUUUCUUCCAGGGUAAUAUCAUCUUUCAAAAUUUGUGAACUGGAUUUUUCUCAAAAGGACUCCUUUCUGAUCUUAUCUACACUCAACUUCGCGAGUAACGGCAUCCAGCCAGAAUAAUGUCGUUUCUCCCGAAUUCCCUUUGCAACAUAAUAAUAUUUGAUGACCCUGUAAUUAUCGUGUAACGACGUGUAUAGUAUGACAUGUACACAUAAUGGAGCUCUUUUCGUGCUCGUCACUGUGUCCUUUAUUUUUCAUAUUCAUGCAAUUCAAAGGAACAAUAAAGGCAAUAUCCGGGCCAAGGGAAAUAAAUUGAAAAUAAGCCCUUUGGUAGAUGACAUUGUAGCAACAUGUGCA
Molecule: messenger RNA, 5299 nt
Organism: Sycon ciliatum
Lineage: Eukaryota; Metazoa; Porifera; Calcarea; Leucosolenida; Sycettidae
Exons: 6
Coding region: 306-4427 (1373 amino acids)
Biological process (GO): negative regulation of gene expression; protein poly-ADP-ribosylation
Cellular component (GO): cytoplasm; nucleus
Molecular function (GO): NAD+ poly-ADP-ribosyltransferase activity; transcription corepressor activity; NAD+-protein mono-ADP-ribosyltransferase activity
Source: RefSeq, a predicted model, not a curated record